Merops nubicus (carmine bee-eater) is the source of this 480-nucleotide messenger RNA. RefSeq names its product insulin-like growth factor binding protein 7 (gene IGFBP7). Gene Ontology annotation, cellular component: extracellular region. The transcript is spliced from 3 exons. Gene Ontology annotation, molecular function: insulin-like growth factor binding. Lineage: Eukaryota; Metazoa; Chordata; Aves; Coraciiformes; Meropidae. The coding region runs from base 27 to 260 and encodes 77 amino acids. The record is from RefSeq and is a predicted model, not a curated record. Gene Ontology annotation, biological process: regulation of cell growth; regulation of signal transduction.
UUCGAGGGCAGUAUGGUGUCCAGAGGAUGGAGCUUCUGCCCGGGGACCGGGAAAACUUGGCCAUCCAGACCCGAGGUGGCCCUGAGAAACACGAAGUGACCGGCUGGGUGCUCAUAUCUCCUCUGAGCAAGGAGGAUGCUGGAGAGUAUGAGUGCCACGCAUCAAAUGCCAAAGGAGAGGCAACAGCUUCUGCAAAAAUCCACGUUGUGGAAACUCUGCAUGAAAUAGCCCUGGCCAAAGAUGAUGGUGCAGAGCUGUGAUGUGAGGACUUGCACUUACACACACUUUUAAACGAGUGUUUUUGAAAGCAGCAACCUCUGGCUUUUUCUAGCUCACUAAGCAUUCCCUCUUAAUUCCCUUAUCCUUUGAUUACCAAUUUGCUUGCACACUUCUUUCACAGCUACACGAAUGAAGAGACUAACAAGUUUGAUUACAAAUUUUAAUUCUAUUUACAGGCAAUAAAGAUAACUUUGAACAGCA